Molecule: messenger RNA, 2188 nt
Organism: Phialemonium atrogriseum
Lineage: Eukaryota; Fungi; Ascomycota; Sordariomycetes; Cephalothecales; Cephalothecaceae
Product: endoplasmic reticulum Oxidoreductin 1-domain-containing protein
Exons: 3
Coding region: 201-2027 (608 amino acids)
Biological process (GO): protein folding in endoplasmic reticulum
Cellular component (GO): endoplasmic reticulum; endoplasmic reticulum membrane
Molecular function (GO): FAD binding; thiol oxidase activity; protein-disulfide reductase activity
Source: RefSeq, a predicted model, not a curated record
CGCAGGACUUCUGCAGGCGAUUUUAGCCAUAUUACUGAGGGGCCGUGAACAUCCAACCAGCUCCCCCACGGCUCACAGACCCGGUCAUUGGAAACAACUCUGAACGCUCCGUGGUAGAUCAGGAACUGCCGAGUUCAUCCGCAAUCUGGCAUCUUCUGCUUCAUAUUAUAAGGUCGGAAACCACUCCGAUCACUGGAGCCAUGAAGUCGGCCUCGCAAUUGUUCUACCUCUCCCUCUUCGCGCUCUGGGGACCACAUAUCCAAUGUCAGAAUCCACAGAGCUCUCAAGAUGCUUGCGCGAUAUCUCCCAAGGCCAUCGUCAGCGACGCAUGUGCCUCCUAUUCCACGCUCGAGCGGCUCAACCAUAACGUCAAACCCGCAGUUGACGACCUAACCCGAGAUACCGACUUCUUCUCCCACUACCGCCUGAACCUGUUCAACAAGAAAUGCCCCUUCUGGAACGACGAGAAUGGCAUGUGUGGCAACAUUGCCUGCGCCGUGGAGACGCUGGACAAUGAAGAGGACAUCCCCGAGGUCUGGCGAGCUAGGGAGCUAGGAAAACUGGAGGGCCCCCUGGCGAAACAUCCCGGGAGGAAGGCGCAGAAGGAGGAACCACGACGGCCACUCCGAGGCGGCUUGGGCGAAGACGUUGGCGAGAGCUGCGUCGUAGAAUACGACGACGAGUGCGACGAGAGGGAUUAUUGUGUGCCAGAGGAUGAGAGUGCCGCCUCCAAGGGAGACUACGUCAGCCUCCUCCGGAAUCCGGAGAGGUUCACUGGCUAUGCCGGCGACGGCGCGAAGCAGGUGUGGGACGCUAUAUACCGGGAGAACUGCUUCCAAAAGAGUUCCUUCCCCCAUUCGGCAUCCCUCGGUAGCAGGACACAGGCAGAGGGCCCCGCGGCGAUGGAUAUCAAAGCCGUUAUAGAAGCUGCCGGGCGGCAGCAGGCCCUCGAGGAGAAGCGACAGCAGAAUCCGCUGACCCCGUUUGUCGCGAAGACCGGCUUCGAACAUGAGGACGAGUGUUUGGAAAAGCGGGUGUUCUACCGCGUCAUUUCGGGAAUGCACGCGAGCAUCUCAACCCACCUGUGUUGGGACUUCCUGAACCAGACCACCGGCCAGUGGCAACCAAAUGUGGACUGUUACAUCAAUCGCCUGCACGCUUUCCCCGAGCGCAUCAGCAACCUGUAUUUCAACUACGCCCUCCUCACUCGCGCGAUCGCCAAACUCGGCCCCCACCUAUCGCAGGAGAACCUCUACACCUUCUGCACGGGCGAUGCAGAGCAAGAUGCAGAGACGCGAGCCAAGGUCCUCACCGUCAUCGAGAAAGCCUCGAGCGUUCCCCAGAUCUUCGACGAAAGCCUGAUGUUCAAGAACGGCGAGGGCCCAUCACUGAGAGACGACUUUAGGAACCGCUUCCGCAAUGUGAGCCGUCUGAUGGACUGUGUUGGUUGCGACAAGUGCAGGCUCUGGGGCAAGGUCCAGACCGCCGGAUAUGGAACCGCGCUCAAAGUUCUGUUCGAGUUCGACAACAACAGCCCCGAAAUCUCAGUCCUUAAGCGAACGGAGCUGGUGGCCCUGUUCAACACGUACGCACGGCUGAGCAGCAGUCUGAGCGCAAUUCAGCAGUUCAGAAUUAUGGUGGAAGAGAAAGAGCAAGCAGACAAGGUGGAGGAGCACCUUAGGGACUCGGAGAAGAGGAAUGUUAUCCCCGACCGAGCCAAGAAACCGCAUCACGUCAUUGUCUCUCAUCGGCCUGAGCCCGACUCCGGAACUUUUCAAGGAGACGACGAUGGAGAUGAGAGCGAGCUACCUAAGAACCGCGAAAGGACGGUGAAGGAGGACUUUGACGACGAACUCGCCCGGGUCAUGAGGGCAGUCAAGCUGGUCUUCAAGAGCUGGGCCUCAUUCCCGGGGACACUAUACCACAUAGUCACAUCUGAAUCGAAGCGGUUCUGGCAGUACUACAUUGGCCUGCCCGUAUCACCGCGGACCUGGAAGAUUGAGCGACCUAAUUUAGAUGAGCUCUAGGAGAAGCUGCUGUAUUUUGUAUGCGACUUGUUCACAGUAGAGGUCCAUUUGCAUUGCAUCAGGCCCUCGUCCACGGUGGAAAUGGGUGGUCUAUCGGCGUUGGGGCAAUAUUUGACAGGACCGGGCGUUGAAAAGGGAUGGAGGAUGGGCGUAUUGGAGGA